AUGGCGGAGGCCGUCGAUCCUGAUACCGGAUAUAUGCUCACUGAGCUCUAUGGCGGCGCAAUGAAGGUCCUGAUACCAAAAGGGUUUGCAAAUAUAGGGUCCAUCUUUCCAAUCCCUGAUAACCAGGAAGUUUUCCGGUCAACCUCAACAAAGACAAAUAUCAUCAUCGAGCUGGUUGAACGACUAGAGCCGGGCUCAUAUACCCUGCCAGAAGAAGUGGUAUCCCAGCUAGAAACAUCAUCGGAUAGCAAUCAAGUCGAGCUCGGCGCCGUCCUGUAUCAUCUGCAUGAUAUGUGCACCGCCAACGGAGACACCUAUGAAAUUCUCGACCCGCCAAAACCGUACCCUGUUCAACUCAUACCGUCUCCAGCAUAUACAUGUCAGGCACUGGUGACCUCAAAGGGGCAACUAUCCGACACUCAGCGUUUGCUUAACAUGCACUCACAGUCUUCACCACAAGCGGCAUUGACAUCUACACCGGCCGGCACAACUGGUACGACUGUUACUGCGCCCGUACCCCAGCAAGAAACAACUUCCACAUGCCACUUCUUCCUUGUACGGCUCGCGCAGUAUGGCACCGAUAUCCUUGUUUAUAUCAAUGUCCCUCACGAUAAGCUUGAGGAGUCUGGAGUUCCUGGUGCAGUUGCCCAGGAGGAAAUGCGUGCGCAUGACAUCAUGGCCAAUAUGAUGCGGUCCCUGGGGAUUAUUGACUACAGUCUCUUUGGAGGUUAG
Messenger RNA from Nannizzia gypsea CBS 118893, 732 nucleotides. RefSeq lists its product as hypothetical. The record is from RefSeq and is a predicted model, not a curated record. Lineage: Eukaryota; Fungi; Ascomycota; Eurotiomycetes; Onygenales; Arthrodermataceae. The coding region runs from base 1 to 732 and encodes 243 amino acids. Gene Ontology annotation, biological process: protein import into nucleus. Gene Ontology annotation, molecular function: small GTPase binding; guanyl-nucleotide exchange factor activity. Gene Ontology annotation, cellular component: nucleus. The transcript has 2 exons.